Messenger RNA from Adineta steineri, 270 nucleotides. The record is from the annotation of a GenBank genome assembly. NCBI's taxonomy places the organism in Eukaryota, Metazoa, Rotifera, Eurotatoria, Adinetida, Adinetidae.
AUGCAUUCACCUUCUCUUUUCGUUUUAUGCACAAUUGCUAUUUUCUUAUUUAUGGUCUCAUCAUCAACUGUAGUUGCUGAAGAACAUCAUAUUGCCCCGGCAAGAAAAUUAACCAAUGCUGCUUGGCUUGGAGCUCCUCAUUUUCAACAAUUAUCAAAACGUGGCCGAAUGGUUUUUCGUGACGCACCACAACAUUAUGACCAUGAAUUAACAAAAAAUGAUGUCGAAUAUAAUGAAGAUUUUCUUACUAAACGAAAUUGGCGAUUAUAA